Molecule: messenger RNA, 786 nt
Organism: Papaver somniferum (opium poppy)
Lineage: Eukaryota; Viridiplantae; Streptophyta; Magnoliopsida; Ranunculales; Papaveraceae
Product: F-box/kelch-repeat protein At3g06240-like
Exons: 1
Coding region: 1-786 (261 amino acids)
Source: RefSeq, a predicted model, not a curated record
AUGAGUGGGUCUACUCCUGCUUCUUUUGUUGCUUAUGUAUGUAAUCCCAUCACUAGAGAAUGUAUCACUCUUCCGGAACUCGAUAGAUGGAUAUAUUAUCGUCUGGUUGAUUCCAUGUCGGGUGGAUUCGGUUAUGUUGCUUCGACUAAUGAAUACAAAGUUGUUAGGAUUUAUACGUUAUGGGGAGAACGUGAAUUUGCACAGAUUGAGGUUUACACUCUAGGCAGUGGUAAGGGAUGGAGAAAUGCAGGAAAGAUAAACAAUGAUUCAGGUUAUAUUGCUACAAGAAAUGCUGUAUUUGUUAAUGGAUUUGUUUAUUGGGAUCUUGGAAAUGGUAUAACUGGAGCCUUUGAUUUGGCUGAUGAAACUUUUGUACGGUAUUCUUCUGAAUUUGCGAAUGGGCACCUCUGGGGUGGGGUUUUGGGAGGUUAUUUCUCUGGUACCCUCUACAGUCAAGACCGCAGAAGUUCUGAUGUAUGGUUACUAAAGAAAAAAGAAGAUGAGUCACUCGGUUGGAAUAAAGAGUUCAGUUUAAUCAGUAUGGAUCCAUUCACUAAGUCACUUGCCCUUACGACUGGUGGUACAGUUUUAUGCUACUCGGAAUCGAAGCUGCAUCUUUAUGACAUGAAAUCUUCUUCUUCUAAAAUACUCGAGGAUUUUGGUAGAAGUAUCUCUAUAUCAGAAGCAAUUCCUCAUAUAAACACCUUAGUUUCAUUGAAAGCAUUUGGAGAAGAAAACAGCCGAACACUGGGAUCCUCUGGUUCUGGACUACAUACUAUCUGGUAA